Messenger RNA from Linum trigynum, 7334 nucleotides. Lineage: Eukaryota; Viridiplantae; Streptophyta; Magnoliopsida; Malpighiales; Linaceae. The record is from the annotation of a GenBank genome assembly.
ACGAGGUAUACAUGGGUGUACUUUCUUCGACUUAAGUAUGAUCUCUUGACUGUUGCCACCGAGUUUCUUGCUAUGAUUAAAACCCAGUUUGGUAGAACUGUUCGUGUAGUCCGUUCUGAUCCCGGAGGGGAGUUUAGUUCAGGUCCUUUGUUACAACUUUAUCGUGAUAUGGGGAUUUUGUCUCAAAAAUCUUGUCCUGGGGUGUCUCAACAAAAUGGUGUCGUUGAAAGGAAAAAUCGUCAUGUGUUAGAAGUCACCCGUGCUCUUCUGCUUUCCUCCUAUGUCCCAUCGUCUUUUUGGCCUGAAACUGUUGCUACUGCUGUGCGUCUUAUCAAUUAUCAGAUUACACCAGUUCUAAACCAAACUAGUCCUUACUUCCGCCUAUUUUCCAAACCCCCACCAUAUUCCCGUCUUCGCGUCUUUGGGUGCGUCUGUUUUGUUCUUCUCCCUCGAUCUGAAUGCACUAAACUUACUUCUAAAACUGCCCGUUGUUGUUUCCUUGGCUAUAGUGACGUUCAUAAAGGCUACAUUUGUUAUGAUCCCUCCUCCCAUCGUGUUCGUAUUGCCUGUCAUGUUGUGUUUCUUGAGAAUUUGAUGUACCAUUCGUCUUCCUCCGUGUCCACCGACCCUCCCUUGUUCAACCUUUCCCUUGCUCCGCCCUCUUUUGGUGAUGAUGAUGAUGGAUACCUUAAUGAUGAAGCCCCCGAGAUGCCCCCCGACUCCCCUCCUUCGCCCGCGCCCUCGACUUCCAGCUCGUCCGCCGAGUCAUCGUCUGCCUCACCUUCGCCCUCUCCACCUCCAGUGGAAUCACUUCGACGCUCACUUCGCACCACCCGAGGUGUUCCACCGGUACGUUAUCUGGAUUAUAUGGCCUUAAGUGUUGAUCCCAUUUUCGCUCCUACUCGUUACUCACAAGCUAAAGGGAAUCCGGAUUGGGAUAAUUCUAUGACGGAGGAAAUUUAUGCUCUCCAUGCUAAUCAUACAUGGGAUAUGGUCCCUCGGCCUCCUCUUUCUGUUCCAGUUAUUGGUUCUCGGUGGGUCUAUACCAUUAAAGUCCGACCGGAUGGCUCCAUUGAGCGGUUCAAAUCUAGGGUGGUGGCUCAGGGUUUUUGUCAGGAAUAUGGGAUUGAUUUUGAGGAGACCUUCGCCCCAGUGGCGAAGAUGGUCACAGUUCGUGCUCUCUUGACUGUGGCAUCUAUUCGUGGUUGGCCCUUAUUUCAGCUUGAUGUUAAGAAUGCAUUUCUGCAUGGGGAGCUUAAAGAGACUGUCUAUAUGGAACCACCUCCUGGUUAUACCUUCGGUGAGCCAGGCCAGGUGUGCUUACUUCGUCGUUCACUCUAUGGUCUGAAACAGGCUCCUCGGGCGUGGUUUGACAAGUUUCAUUCCACUAUUCUCGCUCUCGGUUUUGAGCAGAGUCUUAAUGAUCCCUCUAUGUUUACACGUAGUUCUUCUCGUGGGCUUGUGGUGCUCUUAUUGUAUGUCGAUGACAUGAUCGUCACUGGUGAUGAUGCCUUGGGGAUUGCUGAACUUACCAAAGGGCUUCAUGCUUCAUUUAGUCUUAAGGAGCUUGGGUAUGUUUCUUACUUUCUGGGACUUGAGGUUAAACGCAGUAGCGCUGGGAUUCUCUUAUGUCAGCGUAAGUACAUUGAUGACUUAUUGGCCUCUUCUCGGUUUGGUGAGUGCUCCGCUGUUUCUACUCCCAUGGAGCUCGGUUUGAAGCUCGGAAGCGAGUCUGGUGAUCUUCAACAACAACUUAUAAACUCUUGAAGGUGAGUUACUUCUUAAAAAGAACUUUUUCUUAACUUCAACAACAACUUAUAAACUUAAAGAUUUAAAUUAAAUAAUAACUCAUGCACAUUCACAUCAAACAUAGCUCAAACAAAAUCACAUAUCAUCAAAGUAAUCAUGCAAUCUCAAACAUGAAUCAUAUAAACACACAAAGACAAGUAUAGCACCUAGCACUCGAUCUCAAAAAGCUGAAAUACCGUAAGGCGUAGAAUUUACCCCCUUUACACUCACCUUAUUCUCGAUCAACCUAGCUUGAAUUUACCACGUCCAAGUGUCAAUCGACAUUGCCUGGCCAUGAUGUUGAUGCCACCGGUUAUGGACGCCAUCUCUUCCUAAAGCCAAGUUAUGUUCAAUAAUCCCAGGGGCUUUCACUUUGACACGUCUUCGCUCGUGAUCGCUUAGAGCCCCUCUUCCAUCAAUAGGUACUCCCAACCCGUCGACCACACGCCCUAGCAUAGCCUUUUCCGCAGGAACAUCCACAAUAGAUCUAGUGCGCUUGACAAGAUCCCCUUCUUUAAUAGCGGUAUCACUACCAAAGACAACAAUCCCUACAUUCUCAUUCUCAAGAUUCAACGCUAUUCCUUUCACACCGGUGGCAAAUUCCACCAUUUCCCCAGCUUGAAUCUCGUUCAAUAAACAAAUAUGUAGUUCAUUUAACUACCAAACCAAAUACCUCCCCCACACUAAAUCAAUGUUCACCCUGAUUGCAUGCACAAUAAUCCAAUACGUUAGCCUUUACAAACCUAGCCAUCACAUCCUUACUACCCUGAUUAAGCCGAUUAAUAAAGCAACCGGUUCUCCAUUUCAACGUAUAAUCACCAUCACCGCCUCACUUAGAUUCCUUCGAUUAAUCAUAUUUAACAAGAUUGAGGUAAUUACCGUGGCCUUGCUCACCUAGGUUCCAUAUCCAAGCAAACCCAGCCUUCUCCGAUCCAUAUAACGUCGAGCCUCACAACCAGUACUGAAGCUCGACUACCCUUCCUCGGCAUGUCUGCACAAGUCCUGAUCUUCAGGUCAGCUCGCCCUCUGGAUACGCCUGUCGUUGUUCGGGUUGACGUUCUCCCGCCACACCAUGGUUGGCAUCGCAUCGUUCGCUACGGUAGUCGUCGGCGGUCAUGUAAUGGUGGAUGCCGGCUCUGCUCACAUCGUUCGUCGAUCGCCAUCAUCGGUGCAACUGAUCGGUGCUUGGCAAUCUCGGUUGCUUGGUUCUCUUUAUUUUUGUUCAUCUCGACUUCCAUGUUGUAGCCGCCCCCAGCGAGAGAUGAUCAGGGAACCAGGGGCAUUGGAUUAGAAAAACUUAGGGUUUCUUAAUUAGUGAAUAGGGACGGGUUAUGGGCAAAGUACCAUGAGGGCCGAGCGCCCUCCUAGCAGUUUCUCUUUUUUUUUUAAAUAAUAAUAAUAAUUAUUAUUAUUAUUAUUCAUAAUCCACGGUUCCAAUCCUUAGUACGUAACCGUUAAUUCAACCGUUCACGUAUUUUGGUCGAACCUGAACCCAAAGUCGGGGUGUUACAUAGGGUUAGCCGAGUAAGUGACCUAGGGUUGAAGACCCUAGUUUGUAUAUAUAUGUAUGUAAGUGAACCUGUUAAGGUCAAGUUGAAUAAGAGGAAAACCUAGCUUCGGUCGUGGACUAGUCUCGUUCAUACAGAACGAGGAAACCACGUAAAUCUGUGUGUCGAUUUCUAUUCCUGUUUCGAUUAACAGGAGGAAGGCUCAACUAUUAUAAGUCGCUACUCGCCUACGAUCAAUGUGAUUUUUCGAUACAGAGCUCAAACCGAGAUUGGUUUUCUCGGCCAAACUCUCCCGAAAAACAAGGCACGAAGAACUCUGUUUUAGGGUUUAAUCUUAAUCAAUCAUAAUCCGUCUUUUACCAGACCCUUCAUGUGAAGUAACAUACGUAAUCUCAUGUGGUAUGAAGCUCCUGACUCGAUUCUCAACACUCUUCUUCGAAUGGAGCUCUAAAGUAGGCUACACAAUCACGUUUCUAGACUUCGCUAUUUUCAUGCAGUUUCUCGGUUUUAGCCGAGGCUUUUGAACAGCUUUGAAAAUGAAUUUUCUAACUUCUCCUCAAUCACCCACACAUUCCAACUUGUAGAGGGAUACUCCAGCUUCAAAACAAACCCUUAAUCUCGAAUUUUCAUCGACCCAUUUGAGAGAACCAGACUAGCAAAGUAGGCCAACUGAAACAGUCAUAACACUUAGCCAAAAAUCAGGUUUAUUAAUAUGAGUUGAGAUAACUUUUUUUGCAAGUAAUUCCAAUGAACAAUCUAGGAUUGUAUCAUUGGGUCAGUGUGACUUUGUUAAAAACUCACCCUACUUGCCUUUGCUAACAUUUUAGAUUUUCAUUAUUAUGUUUUCUUUUUAUUAUUAACACCAGUUUGACAAGUUUUCCAUCCAUAAUAAGGUUUACACAUAUUUCUAAUUUACGAGAUUGGAAUGGGUGUAGAUUUUGUUGAGCGAGUUGAACCCGAUGUUGACGGGAUUUGUUUCGAGAUAGGUUUUUAUACUUUUCUAAUUGAUGGGAUUGAUUCUGUUUUUCUAUCUUCCCAAAUGUUGCCAACAUUGUCUAAAGUGUUAUUUCAUAGAGAUGACCAUUUCGUAACUGAAGGAAACUUGAAGGAUCUUUUUGGUAGUUUUUUUAUUGCUUUUUCUUCUUCCUCUAUUCUGAGCCACACGAAUCCUUCUCUCUCUACUUCUCCUCUUUCACCUCUCUCUUAUCUUUUCCCACCAUCCACCCUCCCUGUCACAUGAAGGAGGAAGGAAAAAAAUAAAUAACAACCCACAUCUCUCAUGAAGAAGGAAUGAGAAUGCAAAUGACCAACGAGUCUGUAGAGGAGUCCCAGUAUUGACGAUCGCGAUCGCAAGGUCAAGGCAACAAUUUAGGGGUUCAACGUCGACAACAUCGAGCAUAGGCGAUUGGCGAGAGCACAACGAUGAUGGGACGGUGGCGAAAUGAUGAUGGCGGCGAUGGAGAUGGUAGUGAGGCACUGCGAUGGAGAUGGUAGUGAUGCAUUGCGAUGCCCUGAAGCUAGCUGGCGUCGACAGAUCAACGACGAAGCCUGGUGCGGAUGGAGGCCUGGCGAUGGUUCUGCUGAGCCAUUGUUUUAUCAAUUGAUUCACCGAGCUUAAAGCCACGCCGGGGAUGAGCUUGCGUAUGGGAUACAGGUUGUCUGUCGACUGAUUAGUUGAAGAGUGAGUUUCGAGCUUCUUUUUCAUUUUUUGCUUAACUUUAGGGUUUUGACUUCUGCUGAACCGUUGUUUUCUCAAUGUAUUCAUCAAACUUAAAGCCACAUCGGGAAUGAGUUUGCUAUGGGAUACAGGUUGUCUGUUGUUUGUUGGCGGAUUGGUUAGAUGGUGAGUUUCCAUCCUCUGUUUGGGAGACCAGAAUCACUGGUUUAUGGGAAAGAAACUGAAGAAUAGGAAGAAGUAGAAGAGCUAUUCUCUUCUCUAUUUUCCAAUGUCGCGUCGGCUGUUGUGACUUCCUUCCUUUAUCUGCUUUUCCAUUGUGUUCAUUUUCCCAUUAUUUGCCAAUGUUGUGUUUGUUUUUACAAUUUCAGUUAUGUUUUUCUUUUGUUCUUAAGUUUUUUGUUUCUUCUUUUGCUUUAAUAUGUGUUUGGCUAUUUCUGUUUGGGUAGUAAAGGAUGUUGGAUGCGAAGACACCUUCGUUUGAACUCUCAAUUGUGUCCUGAAGGAGCUUGUCGGUUUGCCAUUGAUUUUGAUGGUAACUUCUUGUGGAUGAGUUUUUUUGAUGCUCAUGAGUUUUAAAACUCAUAUUUCACCUUUGAUUUUGCUUUUUUGCAUGUUUGGUGUGAUAAAUGUUUUGGCUUUCAUGUUUCUUUUGCGCUCCAGCUUUUAAGCAAAGUGUUUGAUGCCUAUGGUUGGUUUUAGAAGCUAUUUAUCUACGGACGAUGUAUGUUCGAGGCUGAAGGCUUUCUUUUUUUAUUUGUUUCUUGAUCCAACAAUCUCACUAUCUCAGGACUGAUGUUCUCCUCCCAACUGAUUUAUCCCUUUGUUGAAGAAUGGCAGUUUCAGGAACUAUCAUUUAACAUGGACCAGUAAGUAGAUUAUGUUUAUAGAUUGUUGGCUAAUUUAGUUAUCGCUUGAUGUUAUGUUAAAGAAUAUCGAAUGCACACAGUUACAGUUUUUUAUUUUUAACUUUGCUUGGCAUCUUUAGGAAUCAAGACCAACAUAAUUGACAUAUAAUAGAGUCAUUUCCUUCUCAUGGAAAAGGUGAACGAGAUUUCCUUCUUUUGAUCUAGUUUCUGGUGGUUAGUGAGUUAAGAGUUUAUUUUAUGUCUUUCUUUCAAAGGUUGGUUGUUGUUCUUUUACGUCUUUUAAUGUUGUUUCCAAGCUUCAAUCAAGUAGAAGUUAUGUGAUUUUUAUUGUAUUCCGGGAACAGCAAGAAAAGUAAAUCUUGAUUUUUUUUUUGUAUAUUAAAGUGUUUCUUGUUCAUAAUAUCAUAAAAGACGGGUGAUCUCGUUUGAACAUGAAUCGUAUGCUCGGAAUGAGGAUUAUGAGGCGAGUGCAUUGAAUGCACCCAAAAAAGUGGGUGCAAACCGAAUACGCCACCAUAUAUAUAUAUAUAUAGGUGACCACUUCGGUGCACUCACAAAAAUGAGUGCGUUCAAUCCACCCAACUCAAAAACUAGUCUUAAGGUGUCAGAUUUUGAAUUUUAAUUUGUAGAAUUAGUGUAAUAUGAUGAUAUAACAUAUGCUAACAACUAAUUAGCGAAUUAUCCUAAGCCCUAGACCUCCAAUUUUGAGUUCUAUCCCUAAUCCCCAAAUUGUAAACCCUAACCCUAACCCUAAAUCUCUUAACUCUAAAUCCUUCAAAUUAAAGUAAAUCUUUAAUGGUUUUUGUGCAAAUUCAUGUGCGUUAUUGUAGACACCACAUUUUGUCCGGGGUAAUCGUUCUACUAAAAAAACAACUCGAUGUAACAUUGCUUUACAAUUAUAUUUGGAAAGAUAACUUGAAGUGAAUUGGUUGAGACUAGCAGUAGCAAGUCGAUAUGAACCAAUGAUUAUCAAUUAUUGUUCUACGCAUUGAGAUUAGGAAUUUAGUAUGCUUCCUGUUUUGGAUGUUGAUACAAAUUACAAUAUAUAGAGCACGAAUCAGUAAAGACUAAAAUAAACUUUGCUAAUUGAUUUCUUACAUCGUAAUUUGCAUCGACAUUGAAGGAAAAUGUAAUUACAUGGGCCAUUACAAAUUCUACAUGUACAAAGAAAGACUAGUUCUUUUCUUCAGCCCCUCAUUUUAGGCCCAGCCCUGGAGACCUGGAACAUAAGAGAAAACCAGUCAGAUCAAGGCCUGAUUCCAAGCCCAGAGCUCGGCCCAACAAACAUCCAAGCCCAAACGAAGGCCAAGUCGGCCCAAAAUACAGGCCCACAGCUCUGCCAUUUCAGCUUAAAACUGUGUGCUAACUGCCAACCCUAUCCUGACCAGGCAGAACCGACCAACUGUGUUGGAGGCCUCACAAUGGGCCUCAAAAUCGACCAAUGAAGAAAAGACACGCGGGACAGCUUUUUUGCUAUAAAUGAGCUCUUGGGGC